AUUCGGCGAUUGAGUCAGGAAGUUUUCUGUGACAAUACUGCAAUCCAUUGAUGGCGUGACAGUAAGCGCUGAUCUGCAACUAGACGGUGACAGUGGCAGUGCCAGCCCUAGAAAACAAAGGCAGCGCGUACGCAUACCCCACCAUAAUGUAGUUAUAAGCCCAGUGAUUCCGAUAUUGGAGACAUUGUAGAACACUCGGCUCAUUUCAGAAGAAUGGACACACUGACUCUCACAGAACGCGCCGCUGAAAUCUCCAAAACAGCAGCCAGCCUCGCCAACGAGCUGUCACAAUCCGGCCACCCCGAACCAACUUUCGAACAUGGCCUGCCUGGCCCUCUCCAUGGCGAUGCGCCCGACUCAAACGCAAAGAAUCUCAAGCAGCAGCUGCUUCAAAUGACCGAUGAGCUGCGUGCCUUGGUCACAGAGCCCUUUCUCCAUCUUACUCCACAAGAGGUUGUCCCCCACAGCGUCCACCCCAUCCAUCGACUAGGCAUUGCAAAGAAUUUCCCAGAGAAUGGAACCACCGUCGCAGAUCUAGCACAGUCACUGAAUCUUCGCGAAAACCUUGUCCGACGAUUACUAGCACACAGCGCCACGCACCAUAUCUUCUACGAGGUGGCACCGGAUUUCUACAUCCACACGGCGGCAUCACGGCUGUUAGCGAACAACCCUAGCAUGGGAGACUGGAUCGAUGUAGGCAGCGACGAGAUGUAUCCAGCCUCAUUCAAGGCAAGCUCCCAAUUUGUUCUUCUGGUCUUCUAUAACUGACUAUGCUUAGACCGCACAUGCUUUAGCAAAGUACCCAAACUCGGAGGAGCCGGAGCAUUGCGUACGUUUAUAAUAUGGCUAUAUUAU
Aspergillus versicolor CBS 583.65 is the source of this 855-nucleotide messenger RNA. RefSeq lists its product as uncharacterized. Gene Ontology annotation, molecular function: methyltransferase activity. The record is from RefSeq and is a predicted model, not a curated record. The transcript is spliced from 2 exons. Bases 214 to 768 code for a protein of 184 amino acids. NCBI's taxonomy places the organism in Eukaryota, Fungi, Ascomycota, Eurotiomycetes, Eurotiales, Aspergillaceae.